GUCUUUUGAAUUUUGUUAAUAUUUGUUGCCAUGUUUUUCGCAACCCCUCCUUGCGGCGCAUCGAGCGGCGUGGCGAAAUGCGACUGGUGCGUGAUUUACCGUAUUCGUUUCGACGGAGCAUUUACGAUGUUAAUGAAAGAGAUUUUCCCGAAAAUAACCUUGGGCUGUUAACUGUGAAGUGCCAAUACUGUGAUGCUUUGCAUUUCAAAAGUGAGCAGGUGAACGGUCAUUUCAACACAUGCUGUCACAAUGGUCUUCUUCGACUGGCGGAGCCUGAAAUCAGCGACCAACUUCGUCACCUCUUCUCCAAACCCGUCUUCAUGACCAACAUUUUGAGGUACAACAGUUGUAUGGCUUUUGCAUCUUUCUCUGCGUCUAAAGCUCAUAUACCCGCGCCCGGAUUAAAUACCUGCUUCAAAAUUCAGGGUCAAAUUUACAGGUAAAUUGAAUUGGUGUUUAAUGAUGUUCAUCCUUUAAUUUUCUGAAAAUGUCAAUGAAUUUUCUUCGCAACUCGAUA
Bemisia tabaci is the source of this 517-nucleotide messenger RNA. The record is from RefSeq and is a predicted model, not a curated record. NCBI's taxonomy places the organism in Eukaryota, Metazoa, Arthropoda, Insecta, Hemiptera, Aleyrodidae.